UCUGCGCCGCCGCCCCGUCACGUGGGCGAGGCGGGGUGACGUCACCGGCGCGCGCCGGCCGAUGAUGCCGGAAGUGCGGAGCGAGCGGCGCAGCCGGGCUCCGCGCAGCGCUCCCAGCCCCGCCAUGGCCGCUGCGGGCGGGGAUCCCGGCCGCGCCGCGCUCUCCACGCUGCAGUUCGCUCCCUUCAGCAGCGCCCUGGAUGCGGGGUUCUGGCACGAGCUCACCCAGAGGAAGCUCAACCAGUACCGGCUGGACGAGACCCCCAAAGUCAUCAAGGGCUACUACUACAAUGGUGAUCCUUUGGGUUUGCCAGCUCGCUUGACACUGGAGUUCAGUGCCUUUGAUAUGAAUGCUUCAAUACCAGCACGUUGCUGUCCUGCUUUUGGAACUCUGUAUAACACCAACACUUUUGAGACUUUCAAAUCCUGUGAUAAGAAAGCACUUCUGGACAAGGAAGCAAAUGAGAUUUGGGAAUCAAUCAAAUCUGGAGCUGCUCUGGAGAACCCAAUGCUCCUGAACAGGUUCCUGCUGUUGACAUUUGCAGAUUUAAAAAAGUAUCAUUUCUAUUAUUGGUUUUGCUACCCUGCUCUCUGCUUCCCUGAUGGAAUUCAUAUAACUCAGAAACCUGUGUGUCUUGGGGACAGGUUCUCACUAAAUCAGAUUGAAGCCCUGCAGAAAGCCUAUGAUGACCUCUGCCAGGAGGAGGGGGUGACAGCCCUGCCUUACUUUUUAAUUAAGUAUCAUGAUAAUUCUGUCACAAUAUCCCUGCUGAAAAGGUGGGAUGGCUUCUUUCAAGACCAAGGAGAAAAGGUGACAGUUGGAGUUUAUGAUCCCUGUAAUUUAUCCCAGUAUCCAGGAUGGCCACUGAGAAACUUCCUGAUCCUGGCAGCCCACAAAUGGGGCAGUGUUCUGCAGAGGGUUGAGGUGCUCUGCUUCAGAGACAGGACCAUGCAGGGGGUCAGAGACAUCUCACACAGCAUCAUCUUUGAAAUCAAACUGCCAGAGACACCCCUGGGCCCAGAUUGUCCAAAAGCUGUUGGAUGGGAGAAGAACCAAAAGGGAGGCAUGGGGCCAAGGAUGGUGAAUCUCAGUGAAUGCAUGGAUCCAAAAAGGUUAGCAGAAUCAUCCGUGGAUCUGAAUUUGAAGUUGAUGUGCUGGAGGUUGGUGCCUACUCUGGAUUUGGAAAAGAUUGUGGCUGCCAAGUGUCUGCUGCUGGGAGCUGGCACCCUGGGCUGUAGUGUUGCAAGGACCUUGAUGGGCUGGGGGGUGAGGAAAAUCACUUUUGUGGACAAUGCCAAGAUCUCCUACUCCAACCCCGUGCGGCAGCCGCUCUACGAGUUCGAGGAUUGCCUGAGUGGGGGCAAGCCCAAGGCUCUGGCAGCAGCAGACAGGCUGCAGAAAAUCUUCCCAGGAGUGAGCUCUGAAGGUUACAACAUGAGCAUCCCCAUGCCAGGCCACCCAGUGAAUUUCUCUGAGGUGACCAUGGCCCAGGCUCAGAAGGAUGUGGCCAAGCUGGAGGAGCUCAUUGAGGCCCACGAUGUUGUGUUCCUGCUCAUGGACACGCGGGAGAGUCGCUGGCUGCCUGCUGUCAUUGCAGCCAGCAAGAGGAAGUUGGUCAUCAAUGCUGCCUUGGGAUUUGACACUUUUGUUGUUAUGAGACAUGGCCUAAAGAAGCCAAAACAACAAGAAUCUGGUGAUUCACAUUUCAGCAACGCCUCUGCUUCUUCUGAUCUGCUGGGAUCCUCACUCUUCUCAAAUAUCCCUGGCUAUAAACUGGGCUGCUACUUCUGCAAUGAUGUUGUGGCACCAGGGGAUUCCACCAGGGAUCGGACACUGGACCAGCAGUGCACGGUCAGCCGGCCUGGACUGGCCAUGGUGGCUGGAGCCCUGGCAGUGGAGCUAAUGGUUUCUGUCCUGCAGCAUCCAGAAGGUGGUUAUGCUGUGGCCAGCAGCAGUGAUGACAGAAUGAAUGAACCACCCACUUCUCUUGGGCUUGUUCCUCACCAGAUCCGAGGAUUUUUAUCCAGAUUUGAUAAUGUUUUGCCUGUCAGCCUGGCAUUUGAUAAGUGCACAGCCUGUUCAGCCAAGGUCCUUGACCAGUAUGAACGAGAAGGGUUUAAUUUCCUAGCUAAAGUUUUUAAUUCUUCACAUUCCUUCUUGGAAGACUUGACAGGUCUGACUUUAUUACACCAGGAGACACAGGCUGCUGAGAUCUGGGACAUGAGUGAUGAUGAAACAGUUUGAAAUCAGGUGCUGAGGAGGAGGAGGAUGCUCUGGAGUGCAGCCCUGCCUUUCAUCUGUGCUUUGAGGAGUUAAUGAUUGCUCACCCCUCCUGACUGCUGCAAAGACAAACAAACAGAACCCACCUUUUGCCAUGAAUAACUUCACUUUCAAAGCAGUCCCUUAUGGACAGAACUCACCAUGUUUUCAUUUUUAUUGUGUAAAUAACUGCAGCAAUGUGCUUAUGUUUAAACCUGGUCUCUCUUUUUCGGGUUGGGUAUUUUUUCUUUUUCAAUAUCUAAAUAUGGCUUACAUAUAAAAAAUGCUGCUUAAGUAAAUUUGGGUGGUUUGUUUGGGCCAGGUUUUAUUUUGCUUGUCAAUAGCCAUGUCCAAGCUGCAUUUCUGAAUGACUUUUUUCAUCUCUCUCAGAUUUGGGGGUACUUAGUUGGAAUUUGUGAAGAUUGAGCAAUUUCUGCUCUUGGGAGUUAAAUGUAAUGCUUAAAGGUGGGCAGGAGUGGGUAAGGACCUGAACCUGCUGCCUCCACCACAGGAAUUGUUUGCAAACAAGAAUUUCAGGUGCAGUUGUUCUGGAUGUGCCCAUGGAAUUGUUGUUCCCUGUAAAGAUCUUUUUAUGCUGUGGAAACAAAGUGAUUGGACUGAUUUUUGCCCAGGAAAGACCAGAACAUUUAUAUCAUGAUUAGGCUCCCCUGAGGCUCAGAGAAGGCUCUGUUAUAUGGUAAAAAAUUGCUGUAGGGGGUGGUGGGUCAUUGAUUCAGUCAAAACCUGCAGGGAAAUGCUUCACUGAAAUGAGAAAUUUGUUCUCUGACUUUGCUGUUCUUGGGUGUGGUCGUGCAGAACCUUGCAGGUGUUCCAAAAGAGCAAUUCUCUUUUUGGUUAAUUUAAUUUUUUCAAGUGGCUUCAGAGAUUAUGGCUGAGCACAAACAGGAGUUUGAGAAUCCUUGAAUUUAAAAAAAUAGCUUGAGAAGAAAGGAGUUUGAAAAUAUCAAAGUGCUUUACUGCAAAAUUGAAAGUGAAUUUAUUUGUCUUAACUUGGAAUAGGUUUUAGAAGGAAAUUUGAAAUCCCUUUCAUAGCUUUAUAUUGUGGGGUUUAUGAGUUAACUCACUUAGAAAGAAAUGCAAAUCACUUUAUCUGCCAAGCAGCCUCUAUUUCCCAGUUAUUUUAUGAAAAUUACUUGGUCAAUCCAAUUAUUUUAGUUCCUUCCUUAACAUAAGCCCUGAAGAUUUUUUUAUAGACAAUUUCCCAGCUUCUCUCUCAUCAGAAGAAGUUCAGUCAGGUCAAGGAUAUCUGCAACUCCCAUCUUCUGAUCAGAAAAGAAGAUUUAUUGAAACCUGCUGAGGUUUGCACCAAGUGUCUGAAAUAGCCCUUAUUGUCUAAAAUAGCCAUUAUUUCUGUUUAUUUAUAAUCAUAGCCAUUAUAUUUACAUUAUUUCCUACCUAGGGGAAUGUCUAAUUUAGGUAACUUCAGUGUAAUAUAAAAAUAUAUAUGAAUGCAAUAUAUUUUGGAAAUCAGAGCUGGUAAUCAGAGCAAAUCAUCUCUUGGUGGUCAGGCACUGAAGACUGAGACUGAAACCCUGAAAUCUGCAUUUUUAAGGCACUUAAAAUGCACCCUGACUUUGCAGCCAUGUUUUUAGCCAUGCCAUAGUCCAGCUGCAGCCAUGGGUUGGUGCCAGGGGAGUUUAAAGGGAAUAAUCAUCUUUUUUUAUCUUUGGGAGCUGCUGACCCGUGGAGUGUGAGCAGCUCUGCAGUUUGGGGUUAUCUAAGACUUGAAAGCUGCACAUCUUUCUGAGCCUGGUAAACAUUAAUAAUUGUUUUAAAUACCUGCAGCUCAGCUUGGGAAGUGCAGGGGAUCAGGAGGAGAAGGGCUCAGGGUUCAGGUUCAUGUUUCCCUGUUUCCUUUCCUCUGCCAUCCCGUGCCACCAGCUCUCCCAGGCUGGGCUCUGUCCUGCCCAUGUGCUUCCCAGAUGUGCCUGAUGUGCAGAAACAUUUCCUCUGCCUUGGAAUAACUGCCCUUGGCUCACUAAAAAAUCUUGUUUUCUUUCUCCUUGCAGACCAGGAUUGUUCUUCUUUCACUUUUCCUGAAUUUCUGGGCAUUUACUGAGUGGGAAAUCCCAAGAAUCCAUUCCAGUGAAUGAGUGAAUGUACAUUCAAAUACUAACAGCAGAUAAAGACAUUUCUUUGCUGCUUUGUGUGCACUUAGUGCAGGAUUUCUGCACAGACCCCAGCUCCAGUGCUUGCUGUUUAAUGGGACAAGCUAAACUUCCCCUUUCUCCAUGGAGGAGCUGGGAUUUUCCUGUUAUUUGUGCCCCUCCACCAUGGCACCAGCAAAGAGGAAAACACUGAAUUUUCUCCAUUGGUGCCAGUCAACAGUCCAUAAAUGCUAUCUGUGAUUCCUUUUAAACAGUAAAUUUAAUCAGUAAACAGUGAAAAGCCUGAACUUCCACUGGAGAGCCCAGCCAGGGCUUUUCAGGUGUGAACCAAAUCUGGGAAAAGAGAAUGAGCAGCCUAAGAGGACCCUGCUCAUAUUCCUAAAUUAUCUAAUGGGAGUCUACUGGCAUUUUAUGGCAAGCUGCAGCUGUGCCACCCCCAUGCCUCAUCUGGGACAUUUAAUUCUGCUAGAUCUCAGUGGAGAGCUGUGACACCACUUCUGUACUUGAGCAUUAAAGAGCUGAUGGAAUGCCAGCUUCUGUUGUGAUUUCACACUGCUGCCAGCUGUGUCACCCCUGCAGUGUGUGCUGCUGAGGUUUAGAAUUUGUUAUCUGGGCCCCAUCCAUCAGAGUGAGGAAUUUGGGAUUCUGUGGGAGUUUUCUUCCUUGGAGCCCUGGACUAUGGGGAAUGGAUUUCCCUCAGGGACAGCUGGCACUGUCCUGGUGCCACCACAGCCCUUCCCAGAGUGGCUGCUCUGAGUCUGAGCCCUCAGCACUGGGAUGUGUGAGGGAGAGAGGCACAAAUCAGAUCAUGGAGGAGGAUUUGUGAUGGGCCAGGCAGGUUAAGAAGGAACCACCAAGUUCCAUCCCCAGGAAGCUGAAGAGAUUCUGCUUCAGUAGAAGGCAGCAGCACUGGAGGUAUUUUGGCACAACAAAGGAAACUGCAGUGACUGUUCCAGACCUUAAAAUCAUGGAGUUAGAGCUUGGAAACAUGUUUUCCCUUCCUUGUGUCCUCAGAGGAGCCCAGUGAGACAAACCAAAAUUCCCAUUUUGUCAUCUUUGAUGUUCCUAUCUCGCUUCCUGCAUGUCCUGCCCGUGGCAGGGGGUGGCACUAGAUCAUCUUAAAGGUCCUUUCCAGCCCCUUAACAUUGCAUGACUCAGAUCUUGUUUGUUUGUUUGUUUGUAUAAAUUCUGGCUGCUCACCUUAAAUAGAUGCAACAGAAGUGUUUGCAAACUGAGUGACUGCCAUCUGUAAGCACUUUAUUUUCAUUUUUCACUUGAGCUCUUGUAGAACACUCACUGAAAUGGGUUUCAUUUCUGAGCUUUGCCCUGUGGAAUCAUGAGACAACACUUGUUUCUCCUUCUUAGUGAACAAAUUCUUCCUGUUAACUUGCAUAGCUGGGGUUGGUGGUGGAAUCAGAUUUGGUUGGAAAAGACCCUUCAGGUGGUCAAGUGCAAGGAUUGCCCCAGCUCAGCCUCUGCUCCAUCCUCACUCUGCUCUGGGACUGUGCAUGAAGAGCUCACCCCAACCCCCAUUUCCCUUUCAGAUUCUGCCUGUUUGUCCAGCCACACCAUAAAACCAGUGAGAUUCUGGGAUGGGUUCUGGGUUUUUUGCAGGAUUCUCAGUGAGGCCAGGGAUGGAUGAGGUCACUGCUGGUGAUACUGCCUCUCACAGAAUCCAUGGGCUUAUUUUUAUACAGUUCCUCUUCAAAGUGUAACCAAAUUUUAAGAGUUCCAGGCGAGUCCCAGCUCUGUUCUUGUGGGAAUAGGAAGGAUUGCUCACAUUCUAGCAGCAGAAAAUCCAUUUCAGGCUGGCACAGAGCCAGCCUGUGCUCCCUCCACGUGCUCCAGGCCACUCUGGGUGUCCCUGCUCAGGGAUUGCUGCUCUGGGGCUUUGCAUCCAGGAAAAGAGAGCAGGAGCAGCUCUGGGCUGGGAUUUUACUGCCACAUUUUGAAUUUCUUUUUGAAAUAACAGUGCAAGGCUUUCCUUAGAAACAAAUAAGCAUUUCUACUCCAAAGAGAGCCAUUAAGGAAAUAUUUGCAACAUGGGAAAUUUUAGCUGACUUCAUAAGAAACAGAGUCUGGAAGAUGUCUCCAGCCUGUUGCCACUUGGCUCCAUUAAUUCCUUUUUUCCUUUCUUUUUGUUCCAUGUUAAGUGCAGCUGAUGUGCUCAGGAUGGAUCUUUCCUUGCAGAGGCUGUUGGGCACCUUUGCCCCUGCAGAGCACCUGGAUGAGCUGUUUUAAAAGGCACAACUACCACACUAGGGGGACUUUGCUCUGUGCCAGGCUGUAAAUUCCUGACCCAUGAAAUAAAUCCCUGCCUACCUGCCCCAUUUCCAGCUCUCCCACCCUUGCAGCUGCCUGGGCCUUCUCAGAGCCUAAGAACACCACACAGGUCAUGCUUGAGGUUUGAAAUUCAUCUGACCUGCCCCCUCUGCUGCCUCUUCAGCUUUCCAGCAUAAUCAUUUCUGGAAAGUUCAUUUUCUUACCUGUGCAAUGCUUGGCAGGUUUGGAAGUAAAAAACCCUAACAGCUUAUUGACUUUUUUUUUUCUCUCAGUUUACUCUUAUUGGUCACCUAUCAAGAAUCUCUCUGAGCUUUAUUCUCAGUUAUCCUGGGUCAAAACUUGUUUUGUUGCCAUGCUGAAGGCUCAAUAACCAAACUGCAGCCCCCUUUUUUCUUGGGGCCAGCACUGACACCCAGCAAUCCUCACCCUUCCACCAGUCCAGCUUGGAAGGAAUCCCUGCAGUGAGUCACCUGAGGAUUAUUUUAACCAGGCUGAAGCUCCUCCCAGGAGGGUUCCCAGCACUGAGCUGGAGUGGCAGGGAUGUGCUUUAAGCACCUUCAGGAAUUCCAGUCCUAGGGCAGCAGUUUUUUCACCUCAUUUCCCAGUGCAGAUGAUCUCACCCAGGAUGGGGAUGCAGAUGUCUGCUCCAUCCAUAUGUAAGUUCAGGCUCUAAUUGCAGCCUCACUAAUUAGAUUAUCAGCCUGUUGUGACUUAACCACAGCACUUUGUCAAAUGCAGUGCAAUUAUUUAGGAUGGAUUUUCAGAACCCACCAGGUAUUUGUCAAAAUUUGACCAGCACAGGUUCUCUCUGCUUAAUCAGGCCAUUGGAGCUCCUUGGGCUCAGGGAGAAAAAGGGCAACAGGAGUUGUAAAAACAGCCUGGGCUGUGUUUCCUGGCUGGCAGGGAGCACACACUCCUUCCAUCCAUCCCCUGCAGCUCUCUAAAUGGUGUUUCCUCCUGCUCUGGGCAUGGGUGUUUGUGCAGCACAUUGAUAGGAAGCACAAUGGGCUUUGUCUCUGCACUGAAGGUCACAUGCACACGUGCCUCUCAUUUGAAAUGCAAAAAAUGUCAAAUUGCUUCUCAACAAAAUUCUGUAGUGAGCUAACAGGAAAGGACAGGAGCAACUGUACAGUGCUGGGCUGCUCCAAAUCUAAAGCCAAAUCAAAUCCAAAUCAAUGAGUUUUCAAAUAUUACUCCUUGUAAUUUCCCUCCUCUCCCAGCCAGUUCCUUUCUGUUCCUACAUUCCUUGGCUGGGGGUUGCUGCUUCAGUAGCCUGAGCAUGCAAAAAUCCAGGCUCAUGUGUAACUUCAGUCCUUGGCACUGGGACACUUGACUUGCAGGAUCUCAGCAGAGUGAUUCACUGCUUGAUUUGUUAGUGAAAUACUGUUCUGGACUCUGGAAAUUGGACAGGGGAGGCAUUAAACUGGACAGCUGUA
This is a messenger RNA of Oenanthe melanoleuca, 8108 nucleotides long. It is a transcript of the gene ATG7, whose product is annotated as autophagy related 7. The record is from RefSeq and is a predicted model, not a curated record. The transcript is spliced from 19 exons. Gene Ontology annotation, molecular function: Atg12 activating enzyme activity; Atg8 activating enzyme activity. NCBI's taxonomy places the organism in Eukaryota, Metazoa, Chordata, Aves, Passeriformes, Muscicapidae. Gene Ontology annotation, biological process: autophagy of mitochondrion; piecemeal microautophagy of the nucleus; autophagosome assembly. Gene Ontology annotation, cellular component: cytoplasm; phagophore assembly site. The coding region runs from base 62 to 2245 and encodes 727 amino acids.